Molecule: messenger RNA, 2894 nt
Organism: Linum trigynum
Lineage: Eukaryota; Viridiplantae; Streptophyta; Magnoliopsida; Malpighiales; Linaceae
Source: the annotation of a GenBank genome assembly
ACACUGCUAUAGAAUACCAAUAUUGGAUAAAAAGUACCACACAUUUAAAAAUGUACAAGUACAUUGAUAACAAUACCACACCGUUACGCUGAUAACGUUACCACUUCAUCGAUAACAUUACCAUUACACUGAUAACAUUACCACUCCAUCGAUUACAUUACCAAUACACUGAUAAUGAUACCACCCAUCAAUAACAUUCCUGUACACGGAAAACGUUACCACUCCAUCGAUAACAUUGCCAGUACAGUGAUAACAUUACUAGUACCACUUUAUAGAUAACACUAUUACUAUACUGGUAACGUUAUCACUCCAUCGACAACAUUACCAAUACAUUGAUAACAAUACCACACCGCUACGCUGAUAACGUUACCACUUCAUCGAUAACAUUACCAUUACACUGAUAACAUUACCACUCCAUCGAUUACAUUACCAAUACACUGAUAAUGAUACCACCCAUCAAUAACAUUACCUGUACUCGGAAAACAUUACCACUUCAUCGAUAACAUUGCCAGUACACUAAUAACGUUACUAGUACCACUUCAUCGAUAACACUAUUACUAUACUGGUAACAUUAUCACUCCAUCGACAACAUUACCAAUACACUAAUAGCCUUACCACACGAAAAAAGACAUAUAUGGGUUGGGGGGAGAGAGAUACUCACAUGGUGGUGGUAGAGGAGGGCGACGACAAGAUGAGGAUGGUGGGAGAGAGGAGGGUGACGGCCGACGAGAGAGAGAAGGACAACGACAAGAGGACGAGAACGACCGGAGGGAGGGGUCCAACGGUCGAAGGAGGGUGGCGGCAUGAUGAGGACGACGAGAAAGAGGGGUCCGCAUCGGGAGGGAGGCAACAAGAGGAAGGCGGCGACCUACGGUGGGGUUCUCGGCAAGGAGGGAGUAAGAGAGGAAGAAGAAGAGUUUGUUAGAGUUAGAGGAUAUAUAUAUAUGGGUAACACUCGUAUGCUCCAGACACAUAGCAUGCUCCAUGUUUUAUACACCGUUGAUCUAAUCUAACGUUUUAUUAUUAUUUUUUAUUAAAUUAAUUAUUAAUUUACAAUUAUAAUUACUAGCUACAUCCAAAAAAUAAUUAUACUUGUAUUAUAGUCCCCCAAUAAUUUUUACCAUUACAUUAUAUAUUAACGUACCCUUAGUUUUUCUGAAUGUAGUUUUAAGCAUCAGAUUUUACAUCGAUGAUCAUCCUUUCUCAUCUAAAUUUGUUUAAUUGCUUCCUCUAUUGAAUUUUCACUCUUCUCCAACUACCUAAAUUUUGCCAUCUCUUCAUCGUCUUUCACUCUUCCUCUUUUUCCAAUCCCUUAAGUCCCCCUCAACCCCAAACUUCCAGUGCAUCGCAUCUAUGGCGGCCAAUCAUGAAAUCCUUCCCACAACUCCAAACCUUCACAAUCUACCGCCGAGGAAUGUUGUCUUGUGCAAUCUGUCACUCUCUCCGGAAAAGGAACUCGAUUGAUUUGUGAUUGUUUUCUGCCCGCAACUGAAGGGAGAGCGAGGGAUAAUAGCGGUAUGCAGUAGUGGAGCAAUAGGUAUUUUGAUCGGGGAGUGAAAAAAUCGAUGGUGAUUGCGGGGCGGGGUGACAGAAGAGAAAGGGGAAGACGAGAUUGCAGAUGGAUAGUGAAAGUCUUAGCUGCCGCCAGCCUUAUCUCCAUUCCGAGCAAUUUAUUCAUUGUUCUCUUUAACCAAUGCAUUUAUUUUAUUUGGGAAUUUGACUUAUUCAGUGCUCUACUACUGCAAUUUGGCAUACUGUCUAUGGUUCUGUCAGAAGCUGCAUUAAGAGAAGCAAUCUUGGAACCUUUAGUUCAAACCCGUGAACAGAAUAAAAUUGUUAAGAACUCCCAACUGCUUAAGGUUAUUAUUCAUGGGACAAGUACAAUAACUUACACACAGCGUCUCAAUGUUCAUUGCUUUACAGUCCAACCCUCUUCAUCUUUUUUUCAAAAGUGGCUCAAUGCUCUAUAUUAUUCUGGAUCCUCCGCGCUGCUAACACAUUGUAUCUAUUAAACCAUUCCAAGCAUGAUUUUGUUUGUUUUAUUCACUUUAUUCCAUCGUAUCUAUUGAAUCAUGAUAAGCAUGAUUUUCGUUACAGAGUGCAAAGAUUUCAUCAAUGCACUGGUUACCUACCUUCGAUCUUUAUAUCUAUAGGGUUCUGCCUUAGAGACAUCAUAACAAAACUAUUGAUUUUACGCCUAGCAAAUUGAAUGAUGUUUUUGGAGAGAUAAUACCAAGGAAACACAGUUGAGUAAGAUCAGACGGAAUUGACCCGCCGUGGAAUUCCUUAAAGAACAUAGUUGAGUAACCCUUCUUCGACAUUAUCUCAAUCAUUCAAUCACUGUUACUCACUUUGCUGCUGCUUUCUUCUACCCCUUCUCCGAUCCCCCAAUCGUAAUUAAUCUUGUUGGCGCUCUAGAGGGCUCAAUUUUACCCGCUCCCUUAACUGCGAGCAGAAGCAAACAAAAAUCGAUUGAUAUCCGGUGCCUGAUAGAACAUCGACAUAUGGGCCCGACAGUGAACGACCUUCUUCUUCUUCGACGUCUCCGACAACCAUCUUAUCCUACACCUGCAGCAGCAAGCGACGAUGAGUCCCGUCAGCGACGGUCGCACCGCUGGAUUUAGGGCUGGAGGGCAGGGAUGGAACGGCGGCAACGAAGGAAAGAUGGGAUGAAAUAUUGGACGUUUCUGGGGAGUACUUUUUAUAUUUUAGGGAAGAUGAUUCUGUGAAGUUAACUGCCAUUCAUUUGCAUGAGUAUAUAAUUUGUUUUGGUUGGAGUUUAAUUAUAUAAAAAAUUAAACACAUCUUCAUAGACAACAAUCGAAAAUGUGGGUGCUUGAAAAAAUGAUUAAAAGAAUUAGGUAUUAUAAACAAAAUAUAAUGGUAAAAUAUUU